UGGAGCCGAAACCGGAAGUAUGUUUCCUUGCCUGUGAUGAGGUAUCAACCCACAGGAAGUCAGCCUUGGGUUUUUGAAACUUCGGCCCGACUGAGACGGAAAGCCUCUGCGGUGGGUUCCGUGGACUCGCUAGCAGUUGGUAUGAUGAGCGACGGGUCAGGGGAGCCGACUACGGAGGUCCCGCCCGUUACCGGAAGAGGGAUUCAUAUCGUCGUGGAAUACUGCAAGCCCUGUGGCUUUGAAUCUGCCUACCUGGAACUGGCUAGUGCUGUAAAAGAAGAGUACCCUGAUGUGGAGAUUGAAUCCCGUCUUGGGGGCACAGGUACCUUUGAAAUAGAAAUAAAUGGACAAUUGAUCUUCUCCAAACUUGAGAAUGGAGGAUUCCCUUAUGAGAAAGACCUCAUUGAAGCCAUUCGGAGGGCUAGUAAUGGAGAGCCACUUGAGAAAAUCACCAAGAGCCGGCCACCUUGUGUCAUUCUUUAGUGUAUUUUUUCCAUUUACUCCAUGUUCUCCACUUGCCCACCCUCCCUGAAUCCUUGUCACGUUUGCUUCCAACUUUUGCUUCCAGUUUUUUCUUCCAACUUUAGCUUCCAAUUUUUGAUUCCAACUUUAGCUUCCAAUUUUUUCUUCUAACUUUUGCUUCUGGUAUUAAUUCCAUCACUAGGUAAAUACCAGAUCAGGACAGACAUUAAAGUAAUUUGGGUUGUUUACAAACAAGUAAAAUAAACUAGAACUUAAGCCAUAUUUGGGAGGUGAUUUAACAGGGCUUAUUCAAUAAAGUACCGGUAAUCUUUUUUUCCAUGAGAAUUUAAUGUAAUUCAUUUUUCUAUGUUUGUGACACUAGCAUGGGUUUUUCCUGCUGUAUUUCUUUUAACCCCAUCUGAAUGAAGAGGAGUAAAACCUCACAUUUCUUAGAACAUCUAAGAUCUUUUAGCUUCUCUGCCUUUAAAACCUCAACUUCUGGCCAUUCUCCUGCUCCUUUCCGGGGAUUUAGAAUGAGUUGGUGCCAAAACCUGACUUCAUUUUGAAAUCUGCAGGGUCAGAGUGAAGCUUGAUAAGAAGUCUUCCCAAUAGUCCUGUAUAGGUACAAUUGAUGCUACAGCAAAUGUUUUCAAGGACCACAUAUUUUAAGCAACAUUUUGGGGAUCAAUGUUGCUAAAGGAGUCCUUCAAAAUGAAAAACAUCCUGCAUAUCACACUACAUGAAUGAGAAUUAAUCACAACAAUGCUAUUGCUCCCCUACCCAACUGCCAGAGAUUUAUCUUAGGCUUAGUGUUUCCCUAAUUUUAUGUAAAAGUCUGUUGAGAUAACCAGGAUGGUGUUGCUACACAUGAGAAGGGAAUGCUUAGAUUCUAAUUUCUUUUCUACACUACUCUGAACUUUUGCAAAUGAUCAUCCUUCUAAAAUAUCCCCAAACUAGACAUGAUUUGUUGACAAAGAAAGUACUGCAGUUCUUUCGUGCUUAUGUUCUGGGCCAAGUAUGAAAUUGAAAGUAAUUCAUAGUAGGACAUUUGAAAAUUAUUUUGUGAGUGACUUACAUUUAUAGCUCAAUUGUCUUUUAAAAACUAAACUUGAACUUUUCACCCCACUCCCAGUAAGUAUUUUUGUAGUUCAGUUAUUUCAACAGUAAGUUACAAGUCUAACACUUCCAUUGCAAUCAGUGAGACUUAAGAGUUUCAUUUGGAUCAGAGUGUGAACCUAUCUAACUUGAAGUGUUUACUUGCCAAUAACAGUCUUUUUGAUUAAAUUGCAGAUCUAUAUCUAUUAUACUAGUAAUACAGAUUUCAUGACAUGAUCAUAUUGUGAUAGUAAGUAUUCUCAUCAGUACAUGUGGCAAACAUUGAAAUUAGAACAUAAGUUAUCAACCCUGUAACUGCAUGUUUCACAGCUUAUUUUGUAGGAAUGAGCAAUAUAAUUUCUUUUAGUUUUUACUUUACUGUCAUUUUCACUGUACUAUGAUGCCUCUAUCUUGUCUUAAGACUUGAUUCUGAUAAUCCAAUUUUCAUCUUAGAUCUAUCAGUGAGUAAUUCUAAGAAGUAAUUGAAAAUAAUGCUGCUUAUUGGCACCCUUUGCUGGGGCCAGACAGUGAAAGGCACGAAUAAUCUUCCUUCUUCCAGAGUCUUAAUUUAUAUGUUUAAAUUGUUGAUGAGCCUCUAUUUACUGCAAUUUAUAAUAAAGGAGAAAAUGCUAAAAAGCUUGCAA
Molecule: messenger RNA, 2201 nt
Organism: Pantherophis guttatus
Lineage: Eukaryota; Metazoa; Chordata; Lepidosauria; Squamata; Colubridae
Gene: MIEN1
Product: migration and invasion enhancer 1
Biological process (GO): positive regulation of filopodium assembly; negative regulation of apoptotic process
Cellular component (GO): cytosol
Source: RefSeq, a predicted model, not a curated record